GAGAGCUCCCACGUAGGGAGCAACACACAAUUCCCCGUUCAUUCAGUGAACCUUUUUUUAUAUAACCAGUAUGCAGCACCCCACUUGGUCUUUUGCACAUGGUAUACAAUCAUAUUCAUGUAUCAAAAGUGUAGUAUUACAUGUGCAUCGCGGAUAUGCAGUAACUCAGUUCUAAAUAGCGUGGAAAGCAAUGCCAAUACACCGCGUGCGUUCUUUACAACGCUUUCCCUCCCUCAAUUGCAUUCUUGAAGGUACUCCGCCGCUGGAAAGAGUGUUGGUAUGCACCGUCGAGCCGAACGUUGCCAACCCAGAACCCUGCGAUGUAUUCGAGUAUCCUAUGUUCAAAGGAUGGAGGAGGCAUGAGUCGAGGAGAGAGAACCUGGCCCACGCGUACGACCUGGGCAUGUACAUCUUGUUGGAAGUUCAAGGACGCGCCUUCCGCAUUCCCCUCGACAGAUGCCAUGUUAAUAUUUCAGGCAAGGACAUGAUGUUUGCUUGGGAAGGUAUGAGAAAGGACGAGGAAGGACUGGCAAUCAGCAUCCGAUUCUCAAAGAAAAGUCACAGGAAGGUACUCAAAAGUGCCAUCAAACGAGAAUGCAAGCAGUCUCAGUUCGUCGCGGACAAAGAUGUGGAAUUUCCCCUACCUACACCAACAACAGUUACUGCAACUGCUUUUUACACAGCAUUGUAGUCAAGCAUGAUGUCAUCAUUAUUUGAGUCAAUCUGUUGAUCUUGAGUUUUGAACAAUAAUC
Molecule: messenger RNA, 752 nt
Organism: Sycon ciliatum
Lineage: Eukaryota; Metazoa; Porifera; Calcarea; Leucosolenida; Sycettidae
Exons: 5
Coding region: 191-691 (166 amino acids)
Source: RefSeq, a predicted model, not a curated record